Molecule: messenger RNA, 1194 nt
Organism: Dictyostelium purpureum
Lineage: Eukaryota; Evosea; Eumycetozoa; Dictyosteliales; Dictyosteliaceae
Exons: 1
Coding region: 1-1194 (397 amino acids)
Source: RefSeq, a predicted model, not a curated record
AUGAUGAAAAUUCGUAUGGGUGAAGAGGAUUUAACUGCAACUUUAGCAGAGAUUCAACGAUUAUUCAAUCAAUGUUAUACAAGAUUUCAAGAGGUUAAAGAAAAGAAAUUAAUUCAAGAGAAUUUAAAUAUUAAAAUUUUAAAUGACUGGUUAAUUAAAGUUAGAAAACAAUCUUAUCUCCAAAAGGAGGCAUCUUCACUUGGUAUAACAAGUGGAAAAUAUACAGAUGCUGAUUUUGAAAUCAGUGAUAUUAAAUCAUAUAAUCUUUUGAAAGUUUAUAACCAUUUUCAAUCACUAUUAACAAAACAUAAAUUGGAGAGCGCUAGAAUUUUAAUGAUAAAAAGAUCAGGUUCAGUAUCUCAUAAUCUUAAACAUGAGAAUGAGGAAUCCUUCGACGAAGAAAAUGGCGUUGAGAAAAAGGAGGAUUGGAUUGGUGUAUAUGUAGCACCAACUGAGUCAAUAUUUUCAUUAUAUCCACCACCAAGACGUAUAGAUUCCACAACAGUACUUUGCACAAGUUCAAAAAUUGAAGAACCUGAGGAUAACACAAAUCAAAGGGACACUUAUUUAAGUGGUAUUCAAUUAUUUGAAUUGGGUUAUUUCAUUCAAUUGUUAUCAUCUGGUAAUCAUCGUGUUGUUGAAUGUUUUUAUGAUAAGAAUUCCGCUAGUGAUUUGGUUGAAACUAAAAUUUGGAAAGAUAUUAAAAACCUGGAAGUAAAUUCAAACUUUUUAUCAAUAAAUUUAAUUCAUCAUUGUUGGGGUGUUUCUAAAGGGUUGAUUGAAAAACUUCAAAGAUCUCCUUCAUUCUCUCCUUCAACUCCAUUAUCUCCAAAUACUUCAAAUGUAAUUCCACUCUCUGAAAAACGUAAAUCACUUUAUCAUGCUCAAAGAUUAAUCAAUAGAGCAGAGGAAAUUUUAGAUAAAAAAAAUUUCACUGUCUAUCUUGAUGAAGAUGAUGAUUCAACCGAAAGAAAUCUACUCUUAAGAAUUAAAAACUCUUCAGAUUUCAAUUCUGAUCAAUUAGUGUCUCUCACAACAAAUUGUCUCAAUCAAAUUAAAUCUGUGAAUGAUAAAAUUCAAAAACUUUCAAAUAUUUCUUCUGCUGAUAAAAAAUUAAAUGAAUUAUCAAUUAAACAAUCUUUAAAAACAAUUUUAAUUAAAAUUAGAAAAUCAAUGAUUAAAAUUAUUGUAUAA